Molecule: messenger RNA, 1403 nt
Organism: Piliocolobus tephrosceles (Ugandan red Colobus)
Lineage: Eukaryota; Metazoa; Chordata; Mammalia; Primates; Cercopithecidae
Gene: POU5F1
Product: POU class 5 homeobox 1
Exons: 5
Coding region: 57-1139 (360 amino acids)
Biological process (GO): regulation of transcription by RNA polymerase II
Molecular function (GO): DNA-binding transcription factor activity, RNA polymerase II-specific; RNA polymerase II cis-regulatory region sequence-specific DNA binding
Source: RefSeq, a predicted model, not a curated record
UCCCUCAGCAAGCCCUCAUUUCACCAGGCCCCCGGCUUGGGGUGCCUUCCUUCCCCAUGGCGGGACACCUGGCUUCGGAUUUCGCCUUCUCGCCCCCUCCAGGCGGUGGAGGUGAUGGGCCAGGGGGGCCGGAGCCGGGCUGGGUUGAUCCUCGGACCUGGCUAAGCUUCCAAGGCCCUCCUGGAGGGCCAGGAAUCGGGCCGGGGGUUGGGCCAGGCUCUGAGGUGUGGGGGAUUCCCCCGUGCCCCCCACCAUAUGAGUUCUGUGGGGGGAUGGCGUACUGUGGGCCUCAGGUUGGAGUGGGGCUAGUGCCCCAAGGCGGCUUGGAGACCUCUCAGCCUGAGGGCGAAGCAGGAGCCGGGGUGGAGAGCAACUCCGAUGGGGCCUCCCCAGAGCCCUGCACCGUCCCCAGUGGUGCCGUGAAGCUGGAGAAGGAGAAGCUGGAGCAAAACGCGGAGGAGUCCCAGGACAUCAAAGCUCUGCAGAAAGAACUCGAGCAAUUUGCCAAGCUCCUGAAGCAGAAGAGGAUCACCCUGGGAUAUACACAGGCCGAUGUGGGGCUCACCCUGGGGGUUCUAUUUGGGAAGGUGUUCAGCCAAACGACCAUCUGCCGCUUUGAGGCUCUGCAGCUUAGCUUCAAGAACAUGUGUAAGCUACGGCCCUUGCUGCAGAAGUGGGUGGAGGAAGCUGACAACAAUGAAAAUCUUCAGGAGAUAUGCAAAGCAGAAACCCUCGUGCAGGCCCGAAAGAGAAAGCGAACCAGUAUCGAGAACCGAGUGAGAGGCAGCCUGGAGAAUUUGUUCCUGCAGUGCCCGAAACCCACACUGCAGCAGAUCAGCCACAUCGCCCAGCAGCUUGGGCUCGAGAAGGAUGUGGUCCGAGUGUGGUUCUGUAACCGGCGCCAGAAGGGCAAGCGAUCAAGCAGUGACUAUGCACAACGAGAGGAUUUUGAGGCUGCUGGGUCUCCUUUCUCAGGGGGACAAGUGUCCUUUCCUCUGGCCCCAGGGCCCCAUUUUGGUACCCCAGGCUAUGGGAGCCCUCACUUCACUGCACUGUACUCCUCGGUCCCUUUCCCUGAGGGGGAAGCCUUUCCCCCUGUCUCCCUCACCACUCUGGGCUCUCCCAUGCAUUCAAACUGAGGUGCCUGCCCUUCUAGGAAUGAGGGACAGGGGGACGGGAGGAGCUAGGGAAAGAGAACCUAGAGUUUGUGCCAGGGCUUUUGCGAUUAAGUUCUUCAUUCACUAAGGAAGGAAUUGGGAACACAAAGGGUGGGGGCAGGGGAGUUUGGGGCAACUGGUUGGAGGGAAGGUGAAGUUCAAUGAUGCUCUUGAUUUUAAUCCCACAUCACGUAUCACUUUUUUCUUAAAUAAAGAAGCCUGGGACACAGUAGAUAGACACACUUA